This is a messenger RNA of Triticum aestivum (bread wheat), 1174 nucleotides long. RefSeq lists its product as uncharacterized. The transcript has 3 exons. Bases 647 to 1021 code for a protein of 124 amino acids. Gene Ontology annotation, molecular function: nucleic acid binding; RNA-DNA hybrid ribonuclease activity. NCBI's taxonomy places the organism in Eukaryota, Viridiplantae, Streptophyta, Magnoliopsida, Poales, Poaceae. The record is from RefSeq and is a predicted model, not a curated record.
AGCGAGGCCUUUGCCCUCGAGCGAGCCCACACCAGAUCCUUCGCCGUCGCCCUCGCACAUCAAGUCGCUGCCCUCGCCCUCGCCCUCGCAGCCGCCGCCGAUCCCCUCCCCCAUCUCCCUUCCUCAAAUGUCGUCGCCCGUCGCUGCCGCCCCGACACCUCCCGUCGCGGCCGCCCGCCGCUCCUCCUCUGCUGGCCUGAGCGAACGGAGCCAACCACCCGAAGGGAUCGAAGCGGCGGAGGAAGGGAGAGAUGGCGGCGGCGGCCGGGGGGAAGGAGACGAUGCGGGCACCACACAUCCUGAUCAAGCACAAGGGGUCACGGUGCAAGGCGUCCUGGAAGGACCCCUAGGGUCGGGUCAUCUCUGCCACCACGCCGCUCCCGUGCGCAUCGGCGAGCUCCACGACCAGAUCCUCGCCGGCCCACGCCUCCUUCGUUGACCUCGCCGCGCAGGAUUCCGUCUGAUCCUCCGCCCGCCGCAAUGGCGGUGACCUAGGCUGCUACUGUUAUACUAUUUGAUAGCACAACUUCAUAUAUAAUGCUGUCGUGCACAUAGCAGGAGAUUAGGUUUAUUACUUUUGCUUCUAGAUGGUGCGUUCUUAACAUGCAGGUAAUGCCUUUCUUUCUCGGGUCAACUUUUCUCUACCAUGCACGUGCUGAGAAGACGCAACCUGGCAGCCGCAGUCACUGGGUCUUCUUCAACGUGGGGACGGACGGACGGGGGGGAAUCUCCAGUAUCUGCCUCGGUGAAAUUUCUGCACAGGUACAACCAGUGUGCACUGACAAAGGAUAACGGUAAAGGUCUCAUGGCGGAGACUAGCCAGACAUACAUCGGGAUGGUGGUUAGGAAUCAUCUGGGAUCUGUGGUUCUAUCUGCUGGCCGGCAAAUCAGUAAUGUGAAAGGGGCUGAGGAGGCGAAAGUGGAGGCUCUGAAAUUUGGUCUGCAAGUUCUAGCUGACGCCAUCCAAGGAGAAGUUAUUUCUUCACAAAGUUGGAAAACAUGUCACAAUCUCAAUUUCUGACCAUCAAGUGUUUAUGUUUAUGCGCACAAGGCUUUUAAUUUUCUAUUUUGAUGCUCUGUGCUUUCCAGUUGAGGAGAAAUCUGUUAAUGCCCUGAAAUCUUAAAUCUUGACCACCAAGUCUUUGUGUUCAUGCCUACAAAGCUUUUCAAUGUC